GAUCAGUAGUACAAACAAUACUACUAAAAUAAACUAAUCCGCCGAUACUCGUUUCAUUUAAUCUUGGCUGGUAUUGGUCACUGUUGGCAAUGGUAGUGGUUGGCAGCCGCAGAUUUGAUACCUGGUGAACGGGUGAACGUUAGAGGUUAUUUCGAGAUACCUCUGAAGUUUAAAUAAAAAUUAUAACUUAAGAACAAAAUGUCGUUCUUCCAAAAUUUGUUGAAACGUUACGUCCCGAUGGUGAAAGCAGAUGACGAAGAAAUAGUUGAUCCUCAACAAGUUCUUCGCGGAAAAUGUUCGGCAGAACCUAAAUGCGCUAGCCUACAGGGAAUGCUUGAUACUUGUACUGAUCGAGUUAAUUCAAGAACACAGACAGAGGAGACGUGUUUGGAAGAGUUAAUUGAUUAUAUUGAAUGUGUAGAUCAUUGUGUAGCAGAAACGCUCUUCACUAAACUGAAAUAAGAUUAUAAUCGAUGAGUAUGCAUAAAUGUUAUGAAGAAGUGUUAUCAAUUAAUUGAAUGCAUUGUAGAUAUAAUAAAUUCUAGGAAUAAAUAAUUUGCCAACACUC
Ceratina calcarata is the source of this 568-nucleotide messenger RNA. RefSeq names its product Ubiquinol-cytochrome c reductase 11 kDa subunit (gene UQCR-11). The record is from RefSeq and is a predicted model, not a curated record. Gene Ontology annotation, cellular component: respiratory chain complex III. Gene Ontology annotation, biological process: mitochondrial electron transport, ubiquinol to cytochrome c. The coding region runs from base 199 to 462 and encodes 87 amino acids. NCBI's taxonomy places the organism in Eukaryota, Metazoa, Arthropoda, Insecta, Hymenoptera, Apidae. The transcript has 3 exons.